AUGAUUGUAAACAAACACAUGGAUGACCUCAUCAACAUGGCACCUGUUUAUUCUAAUCAUGGCCUAAGGGGCUUGAGACAGCUCUAUGACUUGGUGGAGGUUCAUGUACGGGGUGUUAAGGCUCUUGAAGUACCAUCAGAAUCCUAUGGUAGCUUGCUUCAUCUGUUUUGAUGAACAAGGUACCACAAGAGGUACGUUUGAUCGUUAGCAGAGAGGACAAGGGAGGAGACUGGGAAUUAGAUUAGUUAUGCAUCAAGAAUUGGAUGCAAGGAAGAGAGCUGCGUGCGCAGGGAAAUUACAAUCCACAGCCAGACCAACCAUUCUGAAGGAACAAACCGCAUUGGAAAGGCCCACCCUCUGCCUCAUCACUAUUCUCUAA
Pocillopora meandrina is the source of this 379-nucleotide messenger RNA. NCBI's taxonomy places the organism in Eukaryota, Metazoa, Cnidaria, Anthozoa, Scleractinia, Pocilloporidae. The record is from the annotation of a GenBank genome assembly.